Molecule: messenger RNA, 1783 nt
Organism: Pelecanus crispus (Dalmatian pelican)
Lineage: Eukaryota; Metazoa; Chordata; Aves; Pelecaniformes; Pelecanidae
Source: RefSeq, a predicted model, not a curated record
UGGCCGGUGCUGACGCCUCGUCCCGCAGACGCCCCGUGGUGCGGGCACUGCAAAGCGCUGGCGCCCGAGUACGCGAAGGCGGCGGCAAAGCUGAAGGCGGAGGGCUCGGAGAUCCGGCUGGCCAAGGUGGAUGCCACAGAGGAGUCAGAGCUGGCGCAGGAGUUUGGUGUGCGUGGCUACCCUACCAUCAAGUUCUUCAGGAACGGUGACAAGGCCGCUCCCAAGGAGUACACAGCUGGCAGAGAAGCAGAUGAUAUUGUCAGCUGGCUGAAGAAACGCACUGGCCCAGCUGCAACUACCCUGACAGAUGCUGCUGCAGCAGAGACAUUGGUGGACUCCAGUGAAGUGGUUGUGAUUGGUUUCUUUAAGGAUUUGACAUCAGAGGCUGCAAAGGAGUUCUUGUUGGCAGCAGAAGCUGUGGAUGACAUUCCUUUUGGGAUUUCCUCCAGUGCUGAUGUCUUCACCAAGUACCAGCUUAGCAGGGAUGGCGUGGUCCUCUUCAAGAAGUUUGAUGAAGGCCGUAACAACUUUGAAGGGGAUCUCACAAAAGACAACUUACUGAACUUCAUCAAGUCUAAUGCAUUGCCUCUGGUCAUAGAGUUCACUGAACAGACUGCUCCUAAAAUCUUUGGAGGAGAGAUCAAGACUCAUAUUCUGCUGUUCCUACCAAAAAGUGUGUCUGACUAUCAACAGAAACUGGACAACUUCAAGAGUGCAGCUGGAAACUUCAAAGGGAAGAUCCUGUUCAUCUUCAUAGACAGUGACCACAGUGACAACCAGAGGAUUUUGGAGUUUUUUGGUCUAAAGAAAGAAGAAUGUCCAGCUGUACGUCUUAUCACACUGGAGGAGGAAAUGACCAAAUACAAACCUGAAUCAGAUGACCUCACAGCAGACAAGAUCAAAGAGUUCUGUAAUAAGUUCCUGGAGGGCAAGAUCAAGCCCCACCUGAUGAGUCAAGAUCUUCCCGAAGACUGGGACAAGCAGCCUGUCAAAGUUCUAGUUGGGAAGAACUUUGAAGAAGUUGCUUUUGAUGAGAAUAAGAAUGUCUUUGUAGAGUUCUAUGCCCCCUGGUGUGGUCACUGUAAGCAGCUGGCUCCUAUCUGGGACAAGCUGGGAGAGACCUACAGGGACCAUGAGAAUGUUGUCAUUGCCAAGAUGGAUUCGACAGCCAAUGAAGUGGAGGCAGUGAAAAUCCACAGCUUCCCCACACUCAAGUUCUUCCCUGCAGGCUCUGGCAGAAAUGUAAUUGACUAUAAUGGGGAGAGGACACUAGAAGGCUUCAAAAAAUUCUUGGAGAGUGGAGGUCAGGAUGGGGCAGCAGCUGAUGAUGAUCUGGAGGACCUGGAGACAGAUGAAGAAACAGACCUUGAGGAAGGUGAUGAUGAUGAGCAGAAAAUCCAAAAGGAUGAAUUGUAAAGAGAAGACUGAUCUACAUCACCCAAAAUCAGACACUAAAUUGGCUGCUGUUACGCAGCCCAGUGAGUCAGAAACCCAUUAAGAUUUAAAGCAGAAGGCGAAUGACUGGAAAUCCAGGGAUUGGCUUUUAAAGUAACACUUUACCCUCACUUGUCUGUACACUUGACUCUUUUUCUUUCUUUUUGCUUUUGCGAAGGGAUCUGUCACUAGGUAGCCAGCCCAGCCAGCUGGGCUCAUUUUUUUUUAUUGUGAUGUACUUUUUUGUACACAGCUUUUGUUUUGAAUUAUUCUGUUCUUCUGGGUAGAAGCAGAUUAUGAAGUGGUAGCAUGAGUUCAGUGGCCCAACAUUCUGGAGCCUUGCCACUAA